Molecule: messenger RNA, 2454 nt
Organism: Eupeodes corollae
Lineage: Eukaryota; Metazoa; Arthropoda; Insecta; Diptera; Syrphidae
Product: zinc finger protein ZFP2-like
Exons: 7
Coding region: 146-1825 (559 amino acids)
Biological process (GO): regulation of transcription by RNA polymerase II
Cellular component (GO): nucleus
Molecular function (GO): DNA-binding transcription factor activity, RNA polymerase II-specific; RNA polymerase II cis-regulatory region sequence-specific DNA binding
Source: RefSeq, a predicted model, not a curated record
UCAAAUGCUUUUUUUGGCAUUAAUGUCAGUUUGUAAUAGAAUAUAAAUCUGAAAUAAAUUUUGUCACCCAAACUCAACCAAAGUGAAGUUGUAAGGAAUUCAAACAUUAAUUAUAUUGUUAUUUUUCACAAUUUGUUUAUAAAAUAUGUCCGAAGAGCCUGCCUUUGAAAAUAACAUGGAAAUCAUUGAAGAAGAUUUCGUUGUAGAGGAAAAUUCAGAACCAAUAUACACUGUUGACAUCAAAGAAGAAAACGAUUAUCAUUCCGAAGAAAUAUUAAUUUUCGAUGAGUGCGAAGAAUAUGGAUACAAAAUUCCAUUAGAAAAAGCAUACAGUCGUUCGAGUGAAAACCAAGUAUUUACACCCGCCGAAGAACAGUCACAAAAAAAUGAUAAAAGCUUAAAGUUAUUUCGGGAAAAUAAUGGAGCUCUAAAUCAAAACGAAGAGAUUAUCAAAUUGGAAACAAGGAAUAUAAUCUGCCAGUCAUGUGAGAAUACUUUUCAAACCAUGCAAGAAGCAGAAUAUCAUGACUGUAAAAGUGCUAACACUUUUAGUGACAUUAUUAUCUGCGAAAGUUGUCAGACUAUUUUGGGAAAUGAAGAAGAUAUGGAGAAACAUCAGUGUCACAACACCCGUGAGGAAAAUAUCACAUCUUUAUUCACUUGUCCUGAUUGUCCCAAAUCUUUUUCACUGAUAACAAUGCUUCAAAAACACCAAAACUCACAUAGAACGAAAAAAACACUCAACCAAAAAUUAGCAAAAGAAAAGAAAAAAAAUGAUAAAUGUGAAGGUGAUCUGAAUCACUGUUCUGUUUGCAAUACGACUUUUUCAUCACAAAAAAAUCUUAAACUUCAUUCUAAAAUGCACACGAGGACACAAUCUAAAACUAUAGAGGAAGCUAUGCCUAUUGGCUCUCAUACACGCGAAAAAAAUAAUUUUUUUUGCGAAAUUUGUAACAAGAGCUUUAAUCACUCGCUUCUAUUUGUACAUCAAAACAUGCACCAAAACAUUGAAGAGCAUAAUUGCAGUAUAUGUAACCGACAGUUUGAAAACCAGAUAAGCUACGAUAUGCAUAUGCAAUUACAUGCUGAUCAGCCUACAAGGAUUAGGCCACAAAUAGGGACGAAACCUGGAGCAAGAUUUGCAUGUACCUACUGCGGCAAAGAGUUUUUGAGACCACACGAAAAGGUAAAGCACGAGCGGAUUCAUACUGGAGAAAAACCAUAUGAGUGUGAAGUAUGUGGGAAGUCUUUUCGGGUAUCUUACUCACUUACUUUGCAUUUGCGAACUCAUACGGACGUUCGGCCUUUUGUUUGUGCGCAAUGUAACAAAAGAUUUAAAUCUUACGCUGUUUAUUCUCACCACUUAAAUACGCACUCAGAAGAUAGACCAUAUAAAUGUCCAAUGUGCCCGAAAUCUUUCCGAACUUCAGUUCAACUUUGUGGCCAUAAAAAUAGUCAUACUAAGCCGUAUAAUUGUCCAGAAUGUAAUAGACCGUUUUCAAGCUUAUACGCUGUAAAAAUGCACAUGAAAACCCAUAAUAAGGCAAACAAAUCCAACGAAAAUUUAAAGCAUCGAUGUGAUACUUGUGGGGCGGUUUACGCUCGAAUGUUUGCUCUGCGUUUUCAUAUGAAGGAACAACAUUCUUCAGAUUUUUUAGAAAACGAAGAGACAAAUGUUAACAAAGACGAUGAAUCUAAUACUAUAACAAAUGAAUGCUUAAAUGAAGAUGAAGUUUCUACACAAGCUAUCUUAUCGGGAGAAGAGAUUGUCAUUGAUAAUUUUCAACCAGAAGAAAUUGUGACCGAUUGGUUAACGCAGAAAUAAAGCUCUAAAGUUUAUUUCCAUGCAACUAGAUAUCCGAGUUGGAAUCAAAAGCCGUAUUUUAUUAUCCACGAAACAUGUAAUGCAAUAAAAAUUGAGAUCCUGCUUUUUAUGUAGGCUUAUUAUAUUAUACAUAUGUUGAUAUUGCUGUAUUAUAUCUUGAUAAAGUAGUAUACAAAUAUUUAAUGUAUGACAACAAGGAGAAAAUGAAAGAUAUAAACUUAUUACAUUCAUGUAUUACUAUAUCGUUUUAUUUUUAUAAUUUAUUUUAUGGUAAAUGCAGAAGUAGUAUUUUUAGAUGCUUAAUCUAAUUAAGGAACAGAAUCAAGAUGAAAAAAAAAAAACACUUUUAAGAAUAAUUUAAUGCAUUCGCCGUACACAAUAAGUAAUGUUAGUUUUUAAUUUGUUGAGUAUAUCUCCUCAAGUAUGUAUGUAUCAGAGCAAAAAAAAUUGUCAUGGGUCGAGGAUAUUGUAUAUCACUCAAAAUCAUUUAUUUUGUGUAUCUGUUGAUCUUGUCAUCCGUAUAAAAAUAACAUUUGCAACCUUUUUUGUAAGUUGUCUAAAAAGCAAUUUUAUUACAUUUAACUAAUUUUUUUUAGGUGAUCUGUUAAUAAACAUGUUCUCAUGCCAUA